Molecule: messenger RNA, 1067 nt
Organism: Acaromyces ingoldii
Lineage: Eukaryota; Fungi; Basidiomycota; Exobasidiomycetes; Exobasidiales; Cryptobasidiaceae
Exons: 1
Coding region: 176-802 (208 amino acids)
Source: RefSeq, a predicted model, not a curated record
CUUUCGUCUUCCCUUCAAGACGGGGAGGGACGUUUCUAAAGAGAACCUCAUAUUGAGCGUCGGCGUUAUAAGAUCACAGAGCGGAACUCCUCAUUUGAUGUCCCUCUUCCCCCCUUUUGAACACCCCCCGGUCUCCUUUCCUUCUCCCUUCCUCUCCCAGUCACUUUGAACAACGAUGGUCUCCUUCUCUUCCCUGCUCUUCGGCGUUCUCGCCGCAUCAGCCACGGCAACGCUGGCCUUUGAGGUGUCUUUCCCCAAGUCGGGCGACUACUGGGUGUCGUGCCAGAACAACACGCUCAACUGGUCGGCCAACUCGACGGACCCCUCCAUCUUCUCCGUGGCCCUGCUCGCGGUGCAGCAGGGCACCGAGGUGCUGCUGAACGGCAACUACCAGGUGGCCAACUCGCUCCCCACAUCGACGGGCACGGCCGUGAUCAACCCCAAUUGCCUGCCCGCCUCGGACUCGGGCUACUACCUCGCCUUUGUCAAUUCGAGCCAGUACAGCCUCAACCAGCCGCAGGUCUACUACACGAGCCCUGUCUUUUCGCUCAAGCCAAAGGGCACGGAGCUGCAAAAGGUCGAAGCCAACACGUCGGCUGACGCUUCGUCGCAGCAGACGAGCCAGGGUGCUGUCGACGCGACGUCGAACCAGUCGACCGACACCUCAGCUACGACCUCGACAAAGACAGCCAGCUCCAAUGCUGGUCAGAGCAGCGGAGCAUCCCGCCGCGAGGUGGUCGCCGGCACUUGCCUCGGCGCCACGGUGAUGGCCGCUUCUCUUUUCAUCGCGUCCUUUGCCUAGUCACAACGCCGUACUGCCCAAUCUCGCUCCCAUCAGACUGAUGUUAUGAGCAGCCAACAUCCAGCUUAUACCACUGACUCAUCCGGACAUUCUCUUUUGUCAUUGUUAUAUCCCUAAUUGCAUCUUCUCUCUUCUUUCAUUCUCGAAAAGCAGAGCUUAUCUCAAACAGUCUUGCUCUCAAUCUAACAAUCAGAACCAUCACCUGGCGGCAUCCGUCCUUUGUCACCGCUAAGCUCAGAGGUCGGCGUGCAGAGUGAAUGAACAA